AUGUUCUACGGUUCCACUAAACCAUCGAACGACAUCCCGAUUGAUGGCAUAUCUACCGAGGCUUUUAAAGAAUUCCUGCAAUUGUUUUACCUCAACAAAGUGCAGCUAACAUCGCUGAAUAUCAUCGAAGUGGUGCAAUUAUGCAAGAAAUACGAAGUGGCUGAUGGUUUAAGCGUUUGUGAGUCUCCAUUGGUAGCAUAUUUAAUUACGAAUCUCGAUGACAUGUGCUUAAACUAUGGUAAGGCUCUUAAUCUGAACGUACCGAGUGCGAUUCGCAAUUGUGGCCUGAAAAUCGGUGAAAAUGCAUUCGAAGUGUUGAAGUCAAGCAGUUUCUUGAAAUGCGAUCGAAAGCUGUUGGACAAAAUUUUGGAAAUAGUGGCAUCAAAAUGUAGCCCAUCUGUGAUUGUCGAGUCAUGUAUGGCUUGGGCAAAAGCUGAAUGUGUACGGCAACAAUUAGACAUUACAACGGUCAAUUUAAAAGCUCAACUCAAGAAUUCAUUGAAUCGAAUUCCAUUUGAUAAACUCAGCACCGAACAGUUUUCACAGCACAUCAACACGUACAAGCGCUUUUUCGUCGAAGACGAACUGGAAUCAUUGGUUUUGACUGCAAUGUCAAAGAAGGCAAAGUUGUGCGAUCUAGUGAACAAACUUGAUCCAUCAAUGCAUUUGGAAGUUAAAAUGCAUUUGGUGGAUUGUGAUCGUCGAUUGAAGACCAGCGCAAACGGUUCAUAUCAAAAACUCAUUAUGCCACAUUCAAUCACCUUCAUGUCUAGUGCUCUAGGAGUUCUACAUCGCAAAAUUGGUACGUGGCGCUGCUUCGCAAACUGUUACGUAUAG
Sitodiplosis mosellana (orange wheat blossom midge) is the source of this 837-nucleotide messenger RNA. RefSeq names its product BTB/POZ domain-containing protein 6-A-like. Lineage: Eukaryota; Metazoa; Arthropoda; Insecta; Diptera; Cecidomyiidae. Gene Ontology annotation, molecular function: protein binding. The transcript has a single exon. Bases 1 to 837 code for a protein of 278 amino acids. The record is from RefSeq and is a predicted model, not a curated record.